This is a messenger RNA of Stomoxys calcitrans (stable fly), 3548 nucleotides long. It is a transcript of the gene ari-2, whose product is annotated as potential E3 ubiquitin-protein ligase ariadne-2. Gene Ontology annotation, biological process: positive regulation of proteasomal ubiquitin-dependent protein catabolic process; ubiquitin-dependent protein catabolic process; protein polyubiquitination. The coding region runs from base 1276 to 2895 and encodes 539 amino acids. The transcript has 4 exons. Lineage: Eukaryota; Metazoa; Arthropoda; Insecta; Diptera; Muscidae. The record is from RefSeq and is a predicted model, not a curated record. Gene Ontology annotation, molecular function: ubiquitin conjugating enzyme binding; ubiquitin protein ligase activity; zinc ion binding. Gene Ontology annotation, cellular component: cytoplasm; ubiquitin ligase complex.
GCACCAAAAAAAACACGGAAAAAACUUAUUUAACGGAAGUAUCCCAAAGACAUUGUUUAUGAGCUUAAUUACUGCCGUGUUUGAGCAAAAAAAAAAAAAUAUAAGUAAAAAGCACAAGUACAAAGCCUUAUUUUUAAACGAAGGCCUAAAAAAAGAAAUCGUUGCAAAAGAUACAUUCAUUCGCCACAAGAGACAAAGAAAUCGAAUCGGUCGGUGUACAUUUUCCCCAUAACAACGUCUUCGAAAUUGUGUGUAGUUGUGUAAAAUGUUGUAAUAAUAUCAUAAAAAAUAUGUAAUUGUGAAAUGUUUAAGGAAUAAAACAAAGAGUUCCUAAUAUUCAUAUUAUUGAUGAAAUUGAAAUUUGUAAAGUCCUAAAAAAAGCAGGGAAUUGCACAUAAAACAACCCCCCGCAUUUAGCACAUCGUAUUCCUUGUGGUGCAUACAACACCCUCCACCUCUCCAAUAACAAAAAGUUUUUGUGCAAUCGUAUAACCACCACCACCACCACUACAACGACUUCAAACGAAUUGGUUUUCCCCCCACCUAGCAGCAGUUGUAGCAGAGCUAAAAGGACGAAAUCCUGUUUUGUUACCUUACGCCACGGAUCAAAUCACCACUUUCAACUUCCAGUUUGAAACUAUAUAAAAAAAAAAACAACAACAAUAAUCAGCUGUAGUACGUUUAUUCCUACAGCGGCUGGUGGUGUUCUUUUGUGAUUGUUGUUGUUGUUGUUAUGUCGUAUAUUGCUGCCCAGACUGCUUUUACAUCCCUCGUUCGUUCGUUGCCGCGAGUUUAUUUGUAAUUCCUGUCGUCGUUGUUGGUUGGUUGUAAUCAUUGUCUGGCCUGAGCUCCCCUACGUAAUUCAUUCGUCUUCUCUUUGUACACUCUGUUCCUCCGCCUCCUCAUCGUAACACAUCGCAUCGUCACACUGCACAUUUUUUGAUGUUGUAUGGUGCACAACAACAACAACAACCAGAAUCAGUUGAACGUGUUUCUUCGUGUGUGUGGGUUGUGGUCUGUUUUUUCUCUAUCGACGGCGGCGGCUAGCUAAGCGAUUUGUGCAUUGUUGAUUUUUUUAAUGAUCUGCAAAUUUUUCCCUAAUUUUUAUUGGAAAAAAGAAAAUAAAAAAUCGUUAAACGAAGUAGACGGCUGCAGAGAUUCCGAAUAAGUAUUCAUUGCUUUUAUUUAUAAUAACGAAUCAUAAAAAUCAAUUGCAACUGCCUAUCUGCUGCAGAGAAAAGUAUUGAAACCACAUCCAAACAAACAAAAUAAAACAUGUCAGCCGACUCGGAUAUGGAAUAUUCUGAUAAUGAUUGCGAAUAUGAUGAUUACUAUAAUUCAGGUGAAGAUUGUGAUGUUGAACGCUUAGAUCCCAAGAAAACCGAUCCCGAAUAUUUCGAAUAUGAAUGCUUAACCGUCGAAGAGGUGGAGAAACUACUCAAUGAAUCGGUGGAAAAAUUAAAUACGAUUUUACAAAUAACGCCAUCCUUAGCUAAAGUGCUGCUGCUGGAGCAUCAAUGGAUGAAUCAGGUGGUAGUUGACAAAUAUCGCCAAAAUGCCAAUACAUUAUUGGUGGAGACACGCAUAAAACCUCCUUGCAAUAACACAGAUCCCUCGCUAGAAGUUGACAGUGCACCCUCAACAAGUGCGGCGGCGGCCGCGGCAGCUGUAACAUCGUCAACGACAUCAUCAACGACUGCCUCACCAUCUGCUAUGCCACCACCCAUUGUGGGCACCCUGAGCACUUAUAGCAAAUCACCUACGUCUACACCCACAAUUGGCAGCAGUAGCAGUUUAACACAACAAUAUCGUAGUCAAAUGUGUCCGGUAUGUGCAACAGUCCAGCUGGGCGAUAAAUUCUAUAGCCUAUCAUGUGGUCAUUCCUUUUGCAAAGACUGUUGGUCAAUGUAUUUUGAGACACAAAUUUUUCUGGGAAUUUCCACUCAAAUCGGUUGUAUGGCUCAAAUGUGUAACGUUCGUGUUCCUGAAGAUUUGGUGCUCACCCUGGUGACGCGUGCUGUAAUGCGUGAGAAAUAUCAACAAUUCGCUUUUCGAGACUAUGUCAAGUCACAUCCGGAAUUGCGUUUUUGUCCCGGCCCCAAUUGUCAAAUUAUAGUGCGCUCUCGUGAAAUUGCCCCCAAACGCACCGUCUGCACCGCGUGCGGCACCUCAUUCUGUUUCAAAUGCAAUAUGGACUAUCACGCUCCCACUGACUGUCAAGUGAUUAGAAAAUGGCUUACAAAGUGUGCCGACGAUAGUGAGACGGCCAACUACAUAAGCGCCAAUACCAAAGACUGUCCCAAAUGUCACAUAUGCAUAGAGAAAAAUGGAGGCUGUAAUCACAUGCAAUGUUUCAAUUGCAAAUAUGACUUCUGUUGGAUGUGCUUGGGCGAUUGGAAAACGCAUGGUUCCGAAUACUACGAAUGUUCGCGCUACAAAGACAAUCCCAAUAUAGCCAACGAAUCGGUGCAUGUGCAAGCACGAGAAGCCUUAAAGAAAUACCUCCAUUAUUAUGAGCGUUGGGAGAACCAUUCCAAGUCCAUGCAAUUGGAACAGCAAACACUGGAUCGCUUGCGUCAACGCAUCAAUGAGAAAGUGAUGAACGGUCGUGGUACCUGGAUCGAUUGGCAAUAUCUCUUCAAUGCAGCUGCUCUGCUGGCAAAAUGUCGAUAUACCUUACAAUACACCUAUCCAUAUGCCUACUUUAUGGAAAGUGGUUCACGUAAGGAUCUCUUUGAAUAUCAACAGGCCCAACUCGAGGCUGAAAUUGAAAAUCUCUCCUGGAAAAUUGAACGAGCCGAAACUACGGAUCUUGGCGAUUUAGAAAACCAAAUGGACAUAGCUGAAAAAAGGCGCACCACUUUGCUCAAAGACUUCUUCCCUGUCGAAGCAUAAACUUCCAAUAAACUCGCUCCGAAACAAAAAGCGCGAACAAAAAACAGAAAAAACAAAAACAAAAACUCGAGUAUUUAUAGUAGACACAUAGAAGAUUAUACAACAAGUAACACUUUAGUAUUUGCCAAUCAUCAGCUAUAUUUACAACUAAUUUAGUAGUUAAUGUAUAACAAAAACAAAAAAACAUAAUUUUUUUGUUUUGUUUUUAAACUCAGUUUUUAAUUUAAAUUGCAAUAUAAGAUUAAAAUCUUAACAGAAUAGGAAGAAGACGAAGAAGAAGAAGAAGAAUUAGACAGACAACUUAGCCUAGGUGAUAACAUAUUAUUAAUAACAAAACAAAAAAACUACAACAAAGUGAUCUGAAGUUAGAAUUUAUUAAGAAACAAAAAACAAGAAAUGUGCAUUUCUAAUCUCCAUAAACCAUGACUUCAUGCUGUAACAACCCCAUGCCCCCAUAGACAUGUCAUACAACUGCGAAAAGACGUUUCAAAAAAAAAAAAAAAAAAACAACACAAACAAACCAGCAUUUCAUCUCAUACAAUUUUUAUAAACAUUUAUAGCAAUUUAUUAGGUUUAUUAAACAAUUACAAAAAUGAUGUCUAGUUAAGUUUUGCAUAAAACCAAGCAAAAACAAAAAAGCAGAAAUGCCCCCC